AUGUCUUCCUGGGCUACCCCCACCAACGAGACGCUGUAUGGAGAGGCCAGGCAGAAUGCCAUCGACAACGCCGGAAUCGUGAGCAGAAAGGCGUUCGAGGUAAACAUAGGGCUCUUCACUGGGCUUGCCGUCAUCACCGUGGUCGUGCGUUUCAUCAUCCGGCUACAAUACAUGCGGCGCCUCCUCUUGGACGACUGUUUUCUCCUAUUUGCAGCGGCGUGCUUGGUUACGUCGAUGGCUGUGGUGUACUGGUACACCAGUGAGCUCUACCUGGUCGAGGCACUCAACACCAUCCCCACCAAGGUGAUCGUGCUGACGGACGAGGUGCUGCCACUGCUGGACAGUAACAAGAAGAUUCAGAUCUUCCUGGGCACCAACUGGAGUGCUAUUUUUGCGGUCAAGUUCUCCUUCCUGGCUUACUUCAAAGCACUCGUCUGGAACAUUUCCCCCAGGCUGAAGACAUACUUCUGGUUCGUCGUCACCUUUACGGGUCUGUCUUGGGCAUUCCUGGUCUCCGAGGGCUUCAUACUAUGCCCAUAUUUCGGCAUGGAAGGCGUGAAAUGCAUGCCGAAUACGCCCCGCGUGUUGAACAUCUCCCUGACGAGCACCGUCACUAUCCUCGAUGUUGUCACAGAUAUCUUAGUGGUAACCUUCCCCAUCAUCAUAAUCCACCGGGCGCACAUGAGCCGGCGACAAAAGAUAGGGCUCGGCACCUUCCUGUCGCUUUCACUGGUCAUGGUCAUCAUCGCCAUGGUGCGCAUCGUGGGCAGCGUGCGUGGGGAUGGUGCGAACCUAGACGUGGCAUGGGAGUUUUUCUGGCAGCAGCUCGAGGCCUGUGUUGCCGUCAUGAUGGGUUCUGUCACUGCGUUCCGCGGCGUUUUCAGCCGCGGAGAUGACAGGAGCGGUGCGUCGCCGGGUCCGGGAGAGAGCCGAGACGCGCUUGUCCGGCGUCGGCCGUCAAGGCGCUGGUGGUGGCGCCGAGGGUCCACGGGAAAGCCAGGCGCACGCCUCGAUGAAGAAAGUGGGACCGUGGACUCGCCGCUUUCACAACAGUCCGUGGAGCCCAAGCACUACGGUGGAAAUGCAGAACAGUGA
Molecule: messenger RNA, 1095 nt
Organism: Diplodia corticola
Lineage: Eukaryota; Fungi; Ascomycota; Dothideomycetes; Botryosphaeriales; Botryosphaeriaceae
Product: integral membrane
Exons: 4
Coding region: 1-1095 (364 amino acids)
Source: RefSeq, a predicted model, not a curated record